AGCAGUUUUGUUUACCUCGCUGCAGCUCACCUGUAGGUUAACCUGUAGGCCUAUGUCACGCUGAUAUCUCUUCAGCAAUCCAGAAAACAUAACCAGGAAGACAGUCGCAUGACGUUGACGUAAUGUGGAAUGUGCGGACUACAGAUGCAUUGUCAGAAAUAAUUGACCUGAAAACAAAUUGAGACCCGAGAGCUGCAGAAAAAUGCUCCGUUUUCUCUGCAGUUGCUGCUUCUCAAGUGAAAACUCCACCAACGAGAGACAGCCUCUCCUGCACCCCAGACCAUCUGACCUGAAUGAAGCUAGAUCAGCCAGGCAGACCCGGCCAACACACAGUGAUGCGCAGAUCGUGAUGCGGAUUGGCAGGCUGGUGAUGAGGCAAGUGUGUGUGCCAGAGUUGGACCAGAGGUUUUCUGACAUGGCCGAGACCUUCAAUGAACAGCACGAGCGCUAUGAGGCCAUGGUCCGACAUAUCACUAACCUGCGUCAGAGCUACGGCUGUAACCAAAAUGAUACAUUGGCUUUAACCGAAUGUGUGGGGAUAAUCAGAGAUGAGCAUGAGGCCAGGUACAGGGUCUCCCUUAAGAUGAAGGGCUAUGACUUCUCCCUCAAUGUGGUUCCUGUGGGCAAAAGUGAGGAGGAACCACUGCCUCCACAUCUGUCAUUGGCUCAGGAUGAAGUGAAGGGCACUUCUGAGAGCGCCAAAGCCAUCAUCUCAAAAGGUACCACACUUCAAGAGUUGAUUGGCUGGCUGCUGCGUAGCAAGGAUCAAAUGGCUGAGCAGGUGAAAGGGGCUGCAGCAACUUACCAGGAGCAAGGAAGACUGAACGAGAACCUGGAGGAGAACCUGAGGGAAGUGAAAAGGGCGAAGGAGUUGUCGCUGGGAUAUAAACAACGGGCCGGGGAAGUCCUCACUGAGGCUGCACAGUUGGCAGGGGCUUAUUUGUAGUUCAUGCGCAUUUUAGAUACUUAAUUUGAAUCCAACAAUAACAAUACGCAGUAUACUCUUUGAACAUUAUGCACACACAGAACGUCAUGCAUGUAUUUAAAUGUACCAAGUAUACUCUCUGCUUUGCAGGCCAUUGCAGCCUCUAUCAUGUUUGCUAUAAGAACACAAAGACUAACGAUGAUAUCUGCCUUUUUUUUUUUAUAAAGAUUAUUUUUUGGGCA
Messenger RNA from Sander lucioperca (pikeperch), 1167 nucleotides. RefSeq lists its product as uncharacterized. The record is from RefSeq and is a predicted model, not a curated record. The coding region runs from base 203 to 946 and encodes 247 amino acids. NCBI's taxonomy places the organism in Eukaryota, Metazoa, Chordata, Actinopteri, Perciformes, Percidae. The transcript has 4 exons.